This is a messenger RNA of Limulus polyphemus (Atlantic horseshoe crab), 4118 nucleotides long. Its product is annotated as mitogen-activated protein kinase 14B-like. The transcript has 4 exons. Lineage: Eukaryota; Metazoa; Arthropoda; Merostomata; Xiphosura; Limulidae. Bases 265 to 636 code for a protein of 123 amino acids. Gene Ontology annotation, cellular component: nucleus; cytoplasm. Gene Ontology annotation, biological process: protein phosphorylation; intracellular signal transduction. The record is from RefSeq and is a predicted model, not a curated record. Gene Ontology annotation, molecular function: ATP binding; MAP kinase activity.
GUUCUGAUGUAUAAUAAAGAUGUUUUCUUUAUGUGUGACAGUACAACUGCAUGCGUACUUUUGGCUAUUGGAUCGUACUUUUACGUACGCGAUAUCAGUGUGUGCAUGUUUUACCUUAUGGCUCAUUACUGUUUCUUCCUUUUCCGGUUUGUAUCUAAAUUUGCAUGAGAUAAGAAAUAAUGUGAUUUCUUUGUGGUGCUGGUGCAUGUUAUUUGGAAGGGACCUUAGCUGGCCGUUUCAGACAUUCACCAACUUAAUUUGAUUAUGCAGAUCUUAGGCACUCCAUCUGAAGACUUUCUAAAGAAAAUCACUAGUGAUAGUGCUCAAAAUUAUAUUCGUGCACAACCUAAAAUGGAGAAAAAGAACUUCAAAGAUGUGUUUAAAGGAGCGAGUUCAGAUGCAAUAAACUUGCUGGAGAGAAUGCUAGAAUUGGACGCAGACAAACGACCAACUGCAACGGAAGCUUUGGCUCACCCCUACCUUGCACAAUAUGCUGAUCCAACGGAUGAGCCAACGGCCGAACCUUACGAUGAAUCGUUUGAGGAGAAAGAGCUUAGUGUUGAAAAAUGGAAAAGUCUUGUUUAUGAAGAGGUACAGGAGUUUAAGAGCCGGCUAGUGAAAGACGAUGUUUCGUAGCCUACGUUAAAAGCACAACUAGAAUAAGACGAGUUCUUGACUGUCAAGAAAAAACAGAAUCUUAGCUAAUGGUUUAGAGACAUACGAUAUCAGCUGAAGUUUUUCUUUUUGUAGGGUGUUUAUUUCCAUCUUCGGUGAAUUGUAAAAUAUAAACAACAUGCAAAUGUUCAUAUAAAAUUAUAAUAAGGUAUUCCUGAAAUUUCUUCAAUUUUUUUUUAAUUUUAGAAAUAAUAAAAAGGAACUUCAAAAACCUCAAUAAAUUUAAAUUCAUAACUUUAACAAGAACCAUGUGACUAGUGUUGAAAGUCACUAUAAUUCACAAUCAACUUUUUAUUUACUCCAUAACAGAGUGAUGAGUAUCAGGUUUUUUUUUGUAUCAGAAGUUCACUGCAAGUUUCUUUCAUAUCUGACUGAAUCAAAUACUAGAUUUUAUCUUGGACUUGUAGUCACGGCCGAGCUAAUGAACAACCUGACCAAACUAAAGAUUGGACCCCCAAAGAGUCAGCAAAAACUUUUCCAGUAGUCAGUUAUUAUAAUUGGUGCUCAUAAUUCAUAAUUUCCGUUUUAUGAAUCCUUCAUGAAUAGAUCAGAUUUGAGUUACUAUCUACAAACAGACAGAUCAUAUAAAGAUGUUCUUUUAAAAAAAAUAUAUAUAUAUGUUGUAUAUGAAUAAAUAUUUUGUACUGUUGCUGAUUUUGGUUGUCUAAUUUGGAAUGUUAACCAUACAAAUACUGUUUGUAUAUCUAUAAUUCUAUAAUAUACAUAUAGACAUAUAUAGGGACCCUAGAUCUAUCUUAGCACGAGACUUCCAAAGUGCUUAAUUCGGCCCUAUUUGUAUGUAUUUCUCAUAUAUAAGGUAAACUUUCUUUGAAUGAAAAACGUCACAAAAUAUUUUAAUGAUUAGUAUAAAAAGUUAUUUCUGUGCUUGUUUGUCUAAAAUCAUGAUAGGUAUGUUAAGAUAUUUUUUAUUUUUAAAAUGUUUUAAAAACAUAUUCAUGUUUUCUGUUGUAAGGGUUGUAAAAAGAUCUUCAGUAUCGUUCCUUUCUUUCGGUGUUCAUCACAUUCUUACGUACAUAUAUUUGGAAAGUUUUAUUAUUACUUUUUGUUUGUUUUUCAAGACAGAGAUACGAACAACAGUCAAGAAGUUUGGGUAUAGAUACAGACAAGGAGCCUAAUACAGAAGUUGAGUAUAUUAUAUUAAAAUGAUUUUGUAGCCUAACCAGAUCAUUACGUUUCAUAUUGCCAUGUCUGAUCAUGCUCUGUCUGAUGACUGUGCAUUUUGGUGAUAGCCUUGCAGUAUAUUUUCCAUCGCAAAAGGCUCCAUAAUAAGAAUGUUACGUUCAAACUACACCAUUCUUCCUUGCAUGCUUUCCACAAUUCAUCUAGCUUAUGAGGGCGAGAGUUUCCCAGUGCCUAUUUCAGCAACCUGAUUGCACAGGAAUCCAUAGGCACUGCAUCUGGUGACUUGACCAGUAUGCAUCUUAUGGGAUACCCUAAAUAUCUGUUUCUUUCUUCAGCUGCAUAAUGGGAGAUGUGAUGACUGAAAGCCUUUUCUUGGUGGCUGAAUUUUUAGGUGGAGAUCCUUUUUUUUUAUUAUUAUUUUGUGCAAUGUUGCCUGGGGCAUGUGGAUGACUUUCGUGUUCAUGGAUUCUCACUUGUUAUGAAACAAUACUAUUUGGUUAUCACAGUUAGGUUAUGAUUUGUUGUAUGUCUCUUUCUGGAUGGUUUUGGUGUCCCAAGCUGGUCCAUAUUAUUUUGUUGUCCAAUACCUACAUGCAAGGGUUAUCACCAUCUUGGAUAUUCUAAAUCCUUGAUCAAAACACACAUUUAUAAUCUGGGUGUAUUAAUAUUUUACAUUUUAAAGAGCUGUAACAUACCCUUCCAAACAAUUAUCAGCUUUCGGUAGCAUCACUCUACCUAUGAAACUCUAAAAGAGUGUUAAAAUAUAGUUCUGAUACAUUCAGUUCCACUGCAACUUUAUAUAUUCUGGUUUUCAUAUUUAAAACCAUUUUUAUGUAACUUACUCAACCUUCUGUACAGCAAAUAUAGAACAGUCGAGAAACAUGUAUGUAUAGUACAGGCAAGGAGCAUUAUGUAUCUUUUAUACAGGUAAAGCACACAUAUUUUCACCGUCACUUUUUAGACCUAAUCUUAUCAUGUUGCCACCAAUACCUCUCUAGACCUGAUUAGUUUUACAGGUAAAUAUAAAAUAAAUUUGGUUCUCCUAAACAACAUUGUUUCUUCUUCUAUACUUGAGAAUUAAUCUGUUGGAUUUUAAAAUUUGGUGUGACAGUUGUGAUUUAAUUCUAGACCUUUUAAUAAAAGUCCUUAAAUGUGUUAUCUCUGAUGUUAAAAACCAAUUUGGAGAACAAAUUUUCACUGACUUGUUUUGUUUUUUCCUUUAUCUCGGAGUUCACUUUGUUUCAGAUUUUCUUGGUUGAAGUAAAAAUGUUAUAAAUAUAUUUUUUUAAGAUCUAUGUGACUUUAAAAAAAGUUGACAAACCUGCUGUUUUCUUUCUUCGCUUCAGAUUGUGUAAUAAAAAAUAUUUUUCACAUCGUAACUGGUGAUAAGAAAAAAAAAGUGUUAAAAGUUCAAUUUUUGUUAUUUUGUUAAGCCUAGAUUACAAGAAAAUCUCUUAUUUGUGGAUUGUAUUUUAUGAUUUUUAUGGAACCUGUGGCAUUCAAUUUUUGUUAUUUUGUUAAGCCUAGAUUACAAGAAAAUCUCUUGUUAUUUGUGGAUUGUAUUUUAUGAUUUUUAUGGAACCUGUGGCAUUCAAUUUUUGUUAUUUUGUUAAGCCUAGAUUACAAGAAAAUCUCUUGUUAUUUGUGGAUUGUAUUUUAUGAUUUUUAUGGCAGUUAAGUAAUACGUAGUAUUGUGUUAAAGUGUUACUGUACAUUAUAAAAUAAUUGUUCAUUAAUUAAUAUCACAAAUGUUAGUAUAAGCAAACUGCUGUUAUCUUUAGAGAAGUGACUUUUUAGAUCACGAGCAUUGUUAUAGAAAAGUCACUGGAUUUUGGUUAAGAUUCGACGAAGGAAUGAUUAUAGUUCUAAGUGGCGUCGUAUAUCCAGGUUAGUUGAAAAUUUCUUGUACUUUAGUUUACUCAAAUUUUGCAUUAAAUACAAUGUAUCUAAUACAUGUUAUUAUUCGUAACAAGGUCGAUGUUGGAAAAACGAUUGAAUGUUGGGCAUAAUAAUCAUUAGGUUAGCUGGGAAUUCUAUGUAUAUAUCACACGUGUUUGUUUUGUGAUUAAACCAUAAUAUUUUAAGUCAUAUAAAGUUUUAAAGCACAGAAAUGUUUGAAAACAAUCAUUAUUCAGAUUCAUUUUAAGGUCGUGUUAUGUGCUUCCUGAAAUGUACUAAGUGAACAUGAAGGUGUAAAAAAAAACAUUUUACAUACAAAUUUUACUUUUUCUGUUGACUCGAAUGUAGAGGAUGUUGUAAUACGCAUCCAUUACUAGUAAGUUUCAACAAAUGAUGUACUG